Telopea speciosissima is the source of this 1255-nucleotide messenger RNA. Its product is annotated as 26S proteasome non-ATPase regulatory subunit 6 homolog. Bases 42 to 1202 code for a protein of 386 amino acids. The transcript has 8 exons. NCBI's taxonomy places the organism in Eukaryota, Viridiplantae, Streptophyta, Magnoliopsida, Proteales, Proteaceae. The record is from RefSeq and is a predicted model, not a curated record. Gene Ontology annotation, biological process: proteasome-mediated ubiquitin-dependent protein catabolic process.
AGAGAGAGAGAGAGAGAGAGAGAGAGAGAGAGAGGACGAACAUGGAAGCACAGGAAGGGAAGCAGCAGCCACAAUUGGUUCUAGCGAAUAAGCUUUUCCUUCUGAGGCACCCAGACGUGCCGGAUAUUGAGAAGGUCAGGCUGAAGGAGGAGGUCUUGACAUUUGUUAAAGCCGACGACAUGGCUCUACUUUACGAAACCCUAGCGACCGAAAACGUCUUGGAGGUGGAUCGGACUAUUCUAGAUUCAAUGCGUUCGAAAAUCGACGAAGAGCUCAAGAAGCUUGAUGAGAAAAUUGCAGAUGCUGAAGAGAACCUCGGUGAAAGUGAAGUCCGAGAAGCCCAUCUUGCGAAAUCAUUGUUCUAUAUUCGAAUCAGUGACAAGGAAAAAGCACUGGAGCAACUAAAGGUCACUGAAAGCAAGACAGUGGCCAUUGGCCAAAAGAUGGACUUGGUUUUUUAUACACUUCAGCUUGGGUUUUUCUACAUGGACUUUGAUCUCAUAGCCAAAAGCUUAGAUAAGGCGAAGAACUUGUUUGAGGAAGGUGGUGAUUGGGAGAGGAAAAACCGUUUAAAGGUCUACGAAGGCUUGUACUGCAUGUCCACAAGAAACUUCAAGAAAGCUGCUUCCUUGUUCCUGGAUUCAAUAUCGACAUUCACGACUUAUGAGAUUUUUCCUUAUGAUACCUUCAUAUUCUAUACUGUCCUUACAAGCAUCAUUUCUUUGGACAGAGUUUCUCUGAAGCAAAAGGUGGUGGAUGCACCUGAGAUCCUAACAGUUAUAGGGAAAAUUCCUCAUCUGUCUGAGUUUAUGAACUCUUUACAUGGAUGCCAAUACAAAUCUUUCUUCUCAGCAUUUGCUGGCUUGACCGAGCAAAUUAAAUUGGAUCGUUAUUUACAUCCCCAUUUCCGGUAUUACAUGAGGGAGAUCCGAACUGUGGUUUAUUCACAGUUUUUGGAAUCUUAUAAAAGUGUUACCAUGGAAGCAAUGGCUACUGCUUUUGGAGUUACAGUGGACUUUAUUGAUAUGGAAUUGUCUCGUUUCAUAGCCGCCGGGAAACUUCAUUGCAAGAUUGAUAAAGUCGCUGGUGUGCUAGAAACAAACAGGCCAGAUGCAAAGAAUGCGUUGUACCAAGCAACUAUCAAGCAAGGGGACUUUUUAUUGAAUAGGAUCCAGAAGCUAUCUCGUGUCAUAGAUUUGUGAGAUGAGAUGAACUUUAUCUGCCUUUAAGAGAAGCUGGCAUCUGUAAUUUUUUC